This is a messenger RNA of Zingiber officinale, 1683 nucleotides long. RefSeq names its product oryzain alpha chain-like. Gene Ontology annotation, molecular function: cysteine-type endopeptidase activity. The record is from RefSeq and is a predicted model, not a curated record. The transcript has 5 exons. Gene Ontology annotation, cellular component: lysosome. Lineage: Eukaryota; Viridiplantae; Streptophyta; Magnoliopsida; Zingiberales; Zingiberaceae. Bases 56 to 1462 code for a protein of 468 amino acids.
CCACUCUUGGACAUCAAAAUCCCUAUUUUCCCAUUCCUCUUCCCCUUCCCCAACCAUGGCCAACACGGGGCUCUUCCUCCUCCUCUUUUCCUGCCUCGCUGCCGCCGUCUCGGCGGACAUGUCCAUAAUCUCCUACAAUAUGGAGCACGGCGUCAAGGGCCUGGAGCGCACCGAGGACGAGAUACGCAUGUUGUACGACGGCUGGCGCGCCAAGCACCGCCGCGUCAACAGCGCCCUCGGAGAAGAGGAGGAUCGCCGGUUCGAGAUCUUCAAGGACAACCUCCGAUUUAUCGACGCUCACAACGCCGCGGCCGCGGCCGGACACCGUAGCUUCCGGCUCGGCCUCAAUCGCUUCGCGGACCUCACCAACGAAGAGUACCGUGCCACCUUACUCGGCACCAGGUCCCGCGGCCGAGGCCGCAACCGGGUAGCUGGAGGGCGCUACCGGUACAACGACGGCGAGAAGUUGCCAGAGUCCGUCGAUUGGAGGGCCAAGGGCGCAGUCGCCGCCGUCAAGGACCAGGGCCAAUGCGGGAGUUGCUGGGCAUUCUCAACUGUUGCUGCUGUGGAAGGCAUAAACCAGAUUGUGACAGGAGAGCUUCAAACCUUGUCGGAGCAGGAACUGGUGGAAUGUGACACCAGCUAUAACCAGGGCUGCAAUGGAGGCCUUAUGGACUAUGCCUUCGAAUUCAUCAUCCAAAAUGGAGGUAUUGAUAGCGAGGAGGAUUACCCAUAUACAGCUCGUGAUGGCACCUGCGACCAGUACAGGAAGAAUGCCAAGGUUGUGUCUAUUGAUGGGUAUGAAGAUGUUCCAGAGAACGAUGAGAAAUCCCUACAAAAGGCUGUUGCACACCAGCCAGUUAGUGUUGCUAUUGAGGCUGGUGGCAGGGAGUUCCAACUCUACAAUUCGGGAAUAUUCACUGGAAGGUGCGGAACUGAGCUGGACCAUGGUGUUGCAGUCGUAGGCUAUGGAACUGAAAAUGGCCAGGACUACUGGAUAGUUAGGAACUCGUGGGGAAGCGACUGGGGAGAGAAUGGUUACAUAAGGAUGGACCGAAACAUCAAUGUUUCCUCUGGCAAGUGUGGCAUCUCAAUGGAAGCAUCUUAUCCCACAAAGACAGGAGGGAACCCUCCCAAACCUGCUCCAUCUCCUCCAUCGCCCGUGAACCCUCCUACUGUUUGUGAUAAAUACUUCUCCUGCCCAUCGAGCACCACCUGCUGCUGCGUCUAUGAAUACGGCAAGUACUGCUUUGCCUGGGGAUGCUGCCCUCUUGAGGCUGCCACCUGCUGUGAUGAUCACUACAGCUGCUGCCCUCAAGAAUAUCCUGUUUGCAAUGUUGAGGCUGGAACAUGUCUACUGAGCAAAGAUAGUCCAGUAUCAGUGAAGGCCUUCGCUCGUUCCCCUGCAAAACCAUUUUGGGCAUAUCUGGAGAAUUCUGAUUCAUCCGCAUUCAAACCAUGAAGUUCUUAGUCGAUGAAAUGAAUUCAUACGGUGAUAGAGCACCUCCUUCAGAAGACAAUUUGAUCUGUUCUGUUUAUCUUGAUGAUUGCUCAGAGCUCAUGUACAUAUAUAUAUUCACAAAUUCCAUCUCAUGAUUUAUUUCAAGUCAUGUAAAAUUGGUGCUCAGAAUUGCUUUUAAAGAAUUUUCUGAUAAGAUUUCAGAAAUGCAUUUUCUUUUUCUA